This is a messenger RNA of Mollisia scopiformis, 1327 nucleotides long. RefSeq lists its product as uncharacterized. The transcript has 2 exons. The record is from RefSeq and is a predicted model, not a curated record. The coding region runs from base 337 to 1116 and encodes 259 amino acids. Lineage: Eukaryota; Fungi; Ascomycota; Leotiomycetes; Helotiales; Mollisiaceae.
UUACGAAGGGUCGAAAUUGUAAACGCGUGGGUUUCGCAUGAAUUGUUCAUCAGAUCAAAGUGUUUUGCUUCAUUAUGCGUGGAGGAUCUCACCGCCUGGAAUAUGACUGGAGUUAGGCGAAUUAGAUUGGGCCAGCAUCAGCUUCCAACAUUCUGCGGCCCAGUCAGAGUCAAAGGUUCGAGCCAACUUUCCGAGUUGGAGUUGGAGUUGGGCUUGGAGUUGUGCACCGAACUGUUUCUAUGUUCUAUCCAAAGUCGGGAAUUGCUCGAACCAAACCAACAUCACGACUUGAUCCCAUUAUGAGUACUAUCCCCGCACGAGGUCUCGCAAGUCCUAAUGGCUUUUCCAGAGCCUUCGUUGGCAAGCUCUGUAUCCACGAUGGUGCCAGCAACUUUCCAUCCUUUUCCUAGACUCCCAACUGAAACUCGAACUCAAAUUUGGGCAUAUUCUUUUGAGCCUCGUGUUCUUACUAUUCGAGGGUUAACCUCUGUCCUCCUAAUCGACCCUAGGAACCUAGAUUCCGGAGUCAUCGAACUCCCAUGGGAUCCCAGAGAUCCAAACUGGAGACGUAAACGUACUCUGCUUGUAAAAACGUUCAUCGUCUUUGAAGGUGCUCACUCGGAUCUAAAGGCAAUGGAAUCAUGGGUGGGAGGUUCUGCACCGAGCGGACAUGUCUUAGCCAAACAGGACGAGCCUAUUGUGAGAGCACCAAUGGCACCGGUCGCUUUGUAUAUAUGCCGUGAGAGCAGGACAAUGGCUUUGGCACGUUAUGCUCUCGGAUUUGGAGCAAUCCAAAAACAUUCGGAUAGCCCACAUCGCCUUGGGGAUUCCAGGUGGGAAGAGCAUGGAAUGAUUGAAAAGACAACGUGGGUUGACUGGGAAAGAGACACGAUAAUGAUCCCUUUGUACCCAUGCAGACGCAUCUGUCUUGAGGACAACCCCCUCAUUCAGAGACUAGCGGUAAUGGAGCGCGAGAUGUGGUUGCAGGACCUUACACCCAUUCAAUUUCUGGUGGACAUCCUCAAGAUCCUCAUCCAUUUCAAAACACUACUUGUUUAUAUAAGACCCACAAACGUUGCCAAAGACCCAUUGCACCCAGAAGAAAUGAGAAAAUGAGUGUUAAAUGCUAUUACUUCAGCGCAAGCCAAGGAUCCGGACUGGAUCCAUCGUCUGCCGUCGGUAGAGACGAGAAUUCUCGACGGUCGCGAAGGCCGCUGCAAGUUUGAUACUACACGAAGACACGGAGAGCUUCGUUUCCCCUUUCCUCACAGUAGGAUGGGUAUUUAAUAUUGAAUGAGGUUGCUGGGACGAAAUGAGGAGGAAGGCA